CCUUGCUCUCGUACAGAGUAAGGCGGGCCAACAUCGACACCGACAUCAAUACCGAAGUCCUAGAUCCUGGGUAUUUAUCUACAAAUUAAUGUCUCUGGAAGGCAUCUCCUAACUUAAUACCUACCUAGCCUACCUAGGUAGCCAUCAAGAUUCUGCAAUUGUAGCAAGAUGCAGUCCGGAAUAUCUGCAUCUCAGGAGCUCAUCUCCGCAUUCAACACUCUUCUCUCCGACACCUCACAAUUCGGACUUCUCGUAACCAUCACAGGAGAAUCCCUAACACCUAAAGAAACACUUACCGGCGCUUCAAGCAACUUUUCCUCCAACCUCUCCAAGCUAACCCCUCACCUAAAACCCGACGAGGCGCUCUACAUCCUCUUACGACGACAUGACACCGCUCCAUACCUGAUAGCCGUAACGUACGUGCCGGACUCGGCCAAGGUCCGGCAGAAGAUGUUAUUCGCAUCCACGAGAUUAACCCUCGUGCGCGAGCUAGGCUCCGAACACUUCCGCGAGACCAUAUUCGCGACCAUGGCCGAAGAGCUGAGUGUUGCCGGUUUCGAGAAACAUGAUCGGCACAGUGAGCUUGAAGCUCCCCUUACCGAAGAAGAAAGAACGCUCGGCGAAGUCAAGAGAGCUGAAGCCGAGGCCGGCGCCGGCACGGGUAGUCGCGAGAUCCACCUUAGCUCACACAUGAAAAUGCCAGUCGCUACCGAUGCAUUAGUUGCCUUAAGUGCGCUAGGUCGUGAGGAAGGCAGCGGUUUGGUGAUGCUGAAAAUCAACCCCGAGACCGAAGUUGUAGAGCUAUUUCCCGAUUCCUCGACACCAAAGACCAUUACCGAGCUCGUUAACACUAUUUCUUCAACCGAGCCACGUUUCACCUUCUUCCGAUACAAAGCCUCCCCACCGCGCGGAGGAGAGGAGAAGAACGUUAUACUCUUCUUCUACACAUGCCCCUCCACGCCGGGUACUAAGGCCAUCAAAUUCCGUAUGGUCUACCCUCUUAUGAAGCGAGCGGUACUCACGGUAGCCACGACCGAGGCAGGGCUGCAGAUCGAGAAGAAGUUCGAGGUCGAGGAGCCGAGCGAGAUCACGGAAGAGAUCGUAACGUCGGAGUUGUUCCCCGAGACGGAGACUAAAGCGGGUUUCAGAAGACCCAAGAGGCCCGGGAGGUGACCGUGAUCAUGAGCCGUUAUGAUUAAAACGAGAGUAUAGCUAGCGAAUCCUCAUGAUAGAUGACGAAUCAAGACGAUUGUAU
Molecule: messenger RNA, 1255 nt
Organism: Annulohypoxylon maeteangense
Lineage: Eukaryota; Fungi; Ascomycota; Sordariomycetes; Xylariales; Hypoxylaceae
Product: actin depolymerizing protein
Exons: 3
Coding region: 169-1173 (334 amino acids)
Biological process (GO): actin filament depolymerization; barbed-end actin filament capping
Cellular component (GO): actin filament; cytoplasm
Molecular function (GO): actin monomer binding; actin filament binding
Source: RefSeq, a predicted model, not a curated record